Anneissia japonica is the source of this 2798-nucleotide messenger RNA. RefSeq names its product protein adenylyltransferase SelO-like. The transcript is spliced from 10 exons. Lineage: Eukaryota; Metazoa; Echinodermata; Crinoidea; Comatulida; Comatulidae. The coding region runs from base 49 to 1878 and encodes 609 amino acids. The record is from RefSeq and is a predicted model, not a curated record.
ACCACAAAAUAACAAAGCAGGAACGUGGAGCGAUCGCUGAAAACAAAGAUGAAGUAUUUAGGUCCUUGUCGCAAUACAUCAAUGUUGCUACUAAUUAUAUUGUCUAUACAUCCUUCACUAUUACCGUCUGUGUGCAAUGAAAACUUAUUUUCCUCGGAAGAUGAUAGGGUAAAGAGUACCUGCAAUACUGCUGAUGUAAUUCGAGGGCCUUGUCAGAUCCCGGACGACCACGACAGUGCCGCACCACAGUGCAUGUCUGAUGAGAAAGUAGGCCUAGGCCUACAACUUUUUACAUCACUUGAAGACUGGGUUUCCUAUGUAAAACCGUGUCUACUUGUUAGAGAAAACUUCCCAAUUGAUCCAAUUAAGGCUAAUUUUGUGAGGCAGGUAGCAAAUGCUGUAUUCUCGUAUGCGUUACCAUCAACUUUAAAAUCAGAAGUUCAGCUUGUUGCUGUGGCAGAUGAUGUGAUGGAGAAUGUGUUGGAUUUGCAUCGUAGUGUAUCAGAGCAGGAGUUUUUCCAUGCAUUUGUUUCAGGGAAUACCAUUUUGCAACAUGUACCAACAUUAGCUCAUCGUUAUGGGGGCCAUCAGUUUGGCAGCUGGGCUGGCCAAUUGGGCGAUGGUAGAGCACAUCUGAUUGGUGAAUAUACAAAUAGAAAGAAUGAAACAUGGGAACUGCAGCUUAAGGGGUCAGGGUUGACACCAUACUCAAGGCGAGGAGAUGGGCGAGCUGUCCUAAGAUCAUCUGUAAGGGAAUUUUUAUGUAGUGAAGCAAUGCAUCACCUUCAUAUACCAACCAGUAGAGCUGUGAGUCUUAUUGUAAGUAAUGAUCCUGUAAUAAGAGACCAGUUUUAUAAUGGACAUCCAAAACAAGAGAGGGCAGCAGUCGUUCUUCGUCUGGCACCAACCUGGUUCCGAUUUGGAUCCCUUGAGAUACUUGCAAUCAGUGGGGAGAAACAUUUGCUGAGGAAGCUUGUUGAUUUCAUCAUAGUGCAAUAUAAUCAAGACAUUGAUGUUUCUGAUCCGGACAAAUAUUUAAUGUUUUACUCAAAUGUUGUUACCAUGACGGCAGAAUUGAUUGCACAAUGGCAGUCAGUUGGAUUUGCACAUGGGGUCAUGAAUACAGAUAAUUUCAGCAUUUUAUCUCUCACCAUAGACUAUGGUCCAUUUGGAUUUCUAGAUGAGUACAAUCCAAAAUUUGUUCCAAACUAUUCAGAUGAUGAAGGCAGAUAUAGUUUCGAAAACCAACCCUCAGUUGGUCUGUAUAAUUUGCAAAAGUUAGAAAAAGUGCUGAAGGUUCUCGUACCAGAGGAUCAUCACAUCCAGUUGACAAAAAUAACAUCAUUUUAUAUGGAUAUCUAUAAAUCCAAGUUCAUGGCAAUACAUCGGAGAAAGUUGGGUUUAUUGAAUGAACACAAUCAUGAAGAUAAUGAAUUGAUCGAAGUUUUCUUGAAGAUGAUGGAGGAUACUCGGGCAGAUUUUGCAAUGACGUUUCGACAAUUGAGUUCUCUGACAUUCAAAGAAAUGUCAUCAGCUGCAAUCCCAGAUGGCUUAUGGGCACUGAAACAACUUCAGCAGCAUAGAGAUUUUGAUAGAUGGAUGAAAUUGUAUGCUGAUAGAAUUAAACUGAAUGGAGAAGGUGAUGGGGACCAAGAAAGGCAAAAAAGAAUGAACAAAAUAAAUCCAAGAUACAUACUUCGUAAUUGGAUUGCUCAGUCUGCUAUUGAAAAAGCUGAGAGAAAUGACUUUGAUGAGGUAAAACUACUAUCAGAAGUUCUAAGAAAUCCAUUUGAAGAACAAGACAUUGCAGAAAGCAAGGGCUGGGCAAGCAAGCCGCCAAGUUGGGCUAAGAAACUUAAAGUCAGUUGCUCAUCUUGACCCCUCAUUCUACAGACAUAUUAGUAUGUUUUACUUAAUUAUGAAUUCAACACAGAAAAGAAUGCAGGAGACCCGCCAAAUUUUCUUUGCUUUAUCCUGGAGUUAAAAAAAUCACAAAAGCAUCCAAAUAACCACAAACAUAUUUUAUUAAAGAAAUAACGCAGCACUUAUGAUGCGCCAUUUGUGCAGAUAUUUGGAUACAUAAACAGCCCUUUAAAAUGUACCUGCAGACCACACUUUGCCCAUCUGUGACCUAAAGUAUGGUACAUGAACAAAAUUAAUGGACCAUUGUUUUAGGCAAUAAUUUUCUACUGAAGUAGGCGUCAGUAUGUUUCGUUGGCAAAGGGCCUUGCUGUACAUUUUCUAUAAAGCCUUGUCUUCAUAGUUAUUGCUGUAUGUUUUAAAUAUCCUGUGCAUUGAAAACAAGGCAAUACCAGCACCUUGGCUAAGCUAACCAAGAUCAGUGACUGUCUGUGUUGUUGGGUACCUCAGUUUCCUUUCUGACAAUUCCUCUGGCUGUUCGAGCACUACUGGUUCUAUUUUACCAAUUUUAGUGACUUCUGAAAGCGGUUUAAAAUCAGCUAAUUCUUCUACUCUUCUUGGUAAAUUAAACAACUUUUAGCACUGUCAACAUUGACUUUUUAUUUUAUUAAUUUUUUAGAUUAUGUAGUAUACAUGUUGCCAGUAUCCAGUUGGGUUUAUUGAAUGCAGUUUAUAAACUCUAAACCUAUUUGACAAUACUACAAAUGCAUUUUCAACAUUCCUUCUUGUUCUAGAUAGCCCGUAGUUACAAAAAGUUAAUACUGUACAGUAUUUAUAUUGUACCGUAGAUGCUUGAAUAAGCACCGCUCUCAAAUAAGCGCCGCUCUCGAAUAAGCGCUGCACCAAACAUAAUUUUUUUCGUUAAGCGCGCUCUCGAA